GAUUCAUAACUUCCACACAUCAGAAGCUUCAAAACCCUAAAUAAAUCUUGCAGUCUGAUUCACUGCAAUCCCUAAUCCAUAACAGAAUGGCGUCUUUGGGAUUCUCUACCAUCCUCUCUGCUACAGCACCUUUACAGAACUUGAGCCAAACCAAAACAAGCCCUUCAUGGACCUCUUCUCUAGCAAUGGCUUCCCUCAACUUCUCCCUGAAAAACCCAUUUGGGCUUAAGUCUUCCUUUGUAAACCAUGGCUUCUCCCUUCAAUCUAUGCCGUUUCCUGAUACCAUCCUGAAAUCUCAGAGGACCACAGGUAUUGUUUACGCAAGAGCGGCAACGGAAAAGAGUAUCUAUGAUUUCACUGUCAAGGAUAUUGAUGGGACGGAUGUUGCUCUUAGCAAAUUCAAGGGAAAGGUUCUCUUGAUUGUCAACGUGGCUUCAAAAUGCGGUCUGACCACAACGAAUUACAUGGAACUCUCCCACCUCUAUGAGAAGUACAAAACUCAAGGAGUUGAGAUUCUGGCUUUCCCAUGCAAUCAGUUUGGGUUUCAAGAGCCUGGUUCAAAUCCCGAGAUCAAGCAGUUUGCUUGUACAAAAUUUAAAGCAGAAUUCCCUAUUUUUGACAAGGUUGAUGUGAACGGGCCAAAUACUGCCCCUGUGUAUCAGUUCCUGAAGUCAAGUGCAGGAGGUUUUCUGGGAGACCUGAUCAAGUGGAACUUUGAGAAGUUUUUGGUGGACAAAAAAGGUAAGGUUGUGGAAAGAUAUCCUCCGACAACGUCACCAUUCCAAAUUGAGAAGGACAUCCAAAAGCUUGUUGCAGCAUGAAUCCUCUACAGUUCUACUUCAGACAUAUUGCAGCAAAGUACUAGGG
This is a messenger RNA of Telopea speciosissima, 867 nucleotides long. Its product is annotated as probable phospholipid hydroperoxide glutathione peroxidase. The record is from RefSeq and is a predicted model, not a curated record. The transcript is spliced from 6 exons. Bases 87 to 821 code for a protein of 244 amino acids. Gene Ontology annotation, molecular function: glutathione peroxidase activity. Gene Ontology annotation, biological process: response to oxidative stress. Lineage: Eukaryota; Viridiplantae; Streptophyta; Magnoliopsida; Proteales; Proteaceae.